This is a messenger RNA of Staurois parvus, 353 nucleotides long. Lineage: Eukaryota; Metazoa; Chordata; Amphibia; Anura; Ranidae. The record is from the annotation of a GenBank genome assembly.
GACAAAAAAUGGAACACACCAGCAGUGUGAGGAGACCUGAAAGUGGCACAUGGCAUGGCAGAGUGUGGCGAUGGAGACAGCAGCAAUGGGAGGCCGUACAGGGACCCAUGAGAGACUCUGGACUUGGCAGCAGCAUGAGGAGGCGGUAUAGGGGCCCAUGGCAGAUUAGGGGCCUGGCAGCAGCUAUGGGAGGCCCGUAAUCUGCCAGCACCCUAUGUCAAAAAAUUGAACACACCAGCAGUGUGAGGAGACCUGAAAGUGGCACAUGGCAUGAGACACUGUGGACCUGGCCCAGCAGCAUGAGGAGGCGGUACAGGGGCCCAUGGCAGAUUAGGGGCCUGGCAGCAGCUAUG